This is a messenger RNA of Plodia interpunctella (Indianmeal moth), 1300 nucleotides long. RefSeq lists its product as uncharacterized. The transcript has a single exon. The coding region runs from base 172 to 1149 and encodes 325 amino acids. NCBI's taxonomy places the organism in Eukaryota, Metazoa, Arthropoda, Insecta, Lepidoptera, Pyralidae. The record is from RefSeq and is a predicted model, not a curated record. Gene Ontology annotation, cellular component: cytoplasm.
UAUAUAUAAGCGGUACACCGCACGCGUAUACAUAAGUGUGACUCACACGAGUGACAAUAACAUAAUAUAAAAUUUUUAUAUUGGUCUGUUCAUAGUAUUAACCCACAGUAUUAACCAGACAUCCGCGUGGCUCACACGUCGAUUUUAGCAACUUUAGAAGGGACUAUUAAAAUGGCAGUAGACGGAAUAGACAAUGAAAUAAAAUCUUCGGCAUUGGAUCUCAUCGGCAAUACACCGAUCGUCGCUCUGGAUCGCAUACAUCCAGGACCAGGUCGCAUUCUAGCGAAAUGUGAGUUUAUGAAUCCAGGCGCCUCCAUCAAGUGCCGGUCCUCGCUGCACAUGAUACGGAAGGCGCGCGAAGACGGUCUGCUGGAACCAGGACAGCCAGUUGUCGAAAGAACCUCCGGCAACCAGGGAUGUGGCCUGGCCGUUGUGUGUUCUGUUUUGGAACAUCCACUUAUAGUAACUAUGUCAAAGGGCAAUAGUGUACAAAGAGCCAUACACAUGGAAGCUCUUGGUGCUAAAUGCGUGAGAGUUCCACAAGUAGAAGGUACAUAUGGUAGCGUUACAAAUGCAGAUGUCCAAGCCCUCGAAGAAGUUUGUACGAAGAUAGUUGAGGACAAUAAAGCAUUUUACGUGAACCAGUUUAGCAAUACGAGAAAUUCUGAGGCUCAUUAUUUGACUACAGGACCUGAAAUUUGGAGGCAAACUGGACAACAUGUUGAUGUAUUUCUCGCCGCAGUCGGAACGGCUGGAACGUUUGCUGGAACUUCAAAAUAUUUAAAAGAGAAAAAUCCCAAAUUGUUGGCGUUUGUAGUGGAGCCUGCUGGUUCCGAACCAAUAAAAGGUGAACCUAUUACAAAACCUAUGCAUUUGUUACAAGGCUCUGGGUAUGGAGUUGUCCCAGAUUUAUUUGAUUACGAUCAUAUGGAUGGCACUGUAAGUAUUACGGACGAGGAAGCAGUUAAGUAUAUGAAUCUGCUUGGCACGAAGGAAGGCCUCUACCUUGGGUACACGAGCGGUGCUAAUGUGGCUGCCGCAAUGAAACUCCUGGAGUCUGGUAAGGUUCCUAAGGAUGCUUGGAUAGUAACGACGUUAAAUGACAGUGGUCUAAAAUAUACUCCAGUGCCUGAGGAAUUGACUAAGUGACAGUUUGUUUACUCAGACAACGGUCAUAUAAAAAUGUUUUUUGUUAUAAAUUCUAGAUGUCUUUGAAGUGUUUUUAAAGUAAUAAAUCGUAUUAAUACGUAACUACAUUUAAAAUUAUUGGUACUAAUUUGAAAUAAAUUUGUUAAUACAA